UUUCCUCUCUGCAGUGCAGUUCCUCUUCUUUUUCCUUCCAUUGCGUGGGGGACCUUCUAAAGUUUCCAUUCUCCAAUGGCUUCUUCAAAGGAAUGGGCAAACUACAUCUCCUCCAUUGCUUCUUUUAUGUAUUUCCUUCUUAUUAUCUUCCAAAUCCCUCUUUUCAGGGUACCAUGUAGAUUUGGAAUGUGCAAAACACCCGUUGAGGUAACAACCUCUCAGUUGAUGGCCAGUGAACUCUUCCCUACAUAUGUAGUUAAGGUCCUUCUAUAUCCAGGGGCUGUUGCCAAUGCUAUCAUCAAAAGAAGGACUCUUCCAAGGUAUAGCAAAUUGCUGAAAUUAUAUAACAUCAGUGCUUUGAGGAAAUCUACUGCUGUAUCUGAUCUCCAGCGCCUAGAGAUUCUUGCCGGAAGCUACUUGUCUGUGGUGGGAGCUUUUAUAGGUCUCUCAAGGCGUGCAAGAAUGAGCCUUUUUGGGACAAUGCUUAUAAUAUGGAGUCUUGUCAGAGAGAUCGUUCUGGGACAAUUUCAUAACAUGUUCCCCACAAAAUCUAUUCAAAUGUACCCAACAUUGAUACUUGCUGUUGUUUGUGCUUUUUUGUCAAUUAAAAAGGAUGUAAGAAAACUAAUCCAUAGUCCCAGAGCAAGGCGAGUCAAAUUGUCGUGAAAGGUAUAUGGAAUCAUCGGUGGAGUAUGCAACUGCGAUAUUGCAAAAUUUGGUGGUAUACUGUUUUGAAACCAAAAGCAAACAAUUAGCCCACCACUGGAAAAGGGAAGGAAGAACAUCAGAGAUGUAUUUUCAGAGCAGCUUUGAGACCUAGUACAAUUUUUUAUUAGCUUCUUUCCUUUUCUGUAUUAAAGCAAAAAGGAUUUAUUAUAUUUAAUGCUCAUUGUUGUAUUUGAUAACUUCAUCAACAUUUGUUCUCUAAAAUUGCAGCGUUUCUGUCAAAAAGUUGCAGCUGAGAAAAUAACAUGUCACACACAUCAUCAAUAGAAUCAACCCUGUGUUCGAGCUAGUGUACCAAUUGGUAUGCCUUUAGUAAAUUAAAGUAACAUUGUUCCA
Gossypium arboreum is the source of this 1062-nucleotide messenger RNA. RefSeq lists its product as uncharacterized. Lineage: Eukaryota; Viridiplantae; Streptophyta; Magnoliopsida; Malvales; Malvaceae. The record is from RefSeq and is a predicted model, not a curated record. The transcript has 3 exons. The coding region runs from base 76 to 666 and encodes 196 amino acids.